This is a messenger RNA of Lethenteron reissneri (Far Eastern brook lamprey), 1641 nucleotides long. RefSeq names its product actin, alpha cardiac muscle 2. NCBI's taxonomy places the organism in Eukaryota, Metazoa, Chordata, Hyperoartia, Petromyzontiformes, Petromyzontidae. The record is from RefSeq and is a predicted model, not a curated record.
UCGAUGCCAUAUAUGGAGAGGUUCUUAUGCGACUCCAUAUGCAGAGCGGCGUGUGCGGAGGAGGAGGUACCGCUUGGGUAUAAAAGGGAGCGCAGGGUUACCUCGGCCUCCAGUCCUACGCUCGAGGAACAUAGCGAAGAAUUUCAGCCUUGCACGGCGAAUUGAAGGAAACAAGAAACACAAGCAACCAUGUGUGACGACGAGGAGACCACCGCGCUCGUGUGCGACAAUGGCUCGGGGCUGUGCAAGGCUGGCUUCGCCGGAGACGACGCCCCACGCGCCGUCUUCCCCUCCAUCGUAGGGCGACCCCGCCACCAGGGAGUCAUGGUGGGUAUGGGUCAGAAGGACUCGUACGUAGGCGACGAGGCGCAGAGCAAGCGCGGUAUCCUCACCCUCAAGUACCCCAUCGAGCACGGCAUCAUCACCAACUGGGACGACAUGGAGAAGAUCUGGCACCACACCUUCUACAACGAGCUGCGCGUGGCCCCCGAGGAGCACCCCACCCUGCUCACAGAGGCCCCCCUCAACCCCAAGGCCAAUCGUGAAAAGAUGACCCAGAUCAUGUUUGAGACCUUCAACGUGCCCGCCAUGUACGUGGCCAUCCAGGCCGUGCUGUCCCUGUACGCUUCCGGCCGUACCACCGGCAUCGUGCUGGACUCCGGUGACGGUGUAACCCACAACGUGCCCAUCUACGAGGGUUACGCGCUGCCCCACGCCAUCAUGCGCCUUGACCUGGCCGGUCGCGACCUCACCGACUACCUGAUGAAGAUCCUCACAGAGCGUGGCUACUCUUUCGUGACCACAGCCGAGCGUGAGAUCGUGCGUGACAUCAAGGAGAAGCUUUGCUACGUGGCUCUGGACUUCGAGAACGAGAUGGCGACCGCCGCCACCUCCUCCUCUCUGGAGAAGAGCUACGAGCUUCCCGACGGCCAGGUCAUCACCAUCGGCAACGAGCGCUUCCGCUGCCCCGAGACGCUCUUCCAGCCCUCAUUCAUCGGCAUGGAGUCCGCGGGUAUCCAUGAGACCACCUACAACUCCAUCAUGAAGUGCGACAUCGACAUCCGCAAGGACCUGUACGCCAACAACGUGCUGUCCGGUGGCACCACCAUGUACCCGGGUAUCGCUGACCGCAUGCAGAAGGAGAUCACCGCCCUGGCGCCCAGCACCAUGAAGAUCAAGAUCAUCGCUCCUCCCGAGCGCAAGUACUCCGUCUGGAUCGGAGGCUCCAUCCUGGCGUCGCUGUCCACCUUCCAGCAGAUGUGGAUCACCAAGCAGGAGUACGACGAGGCAGGGCCCUCCAUCGUCCACCGCAAGUGCUUCUAAAAGUAUCGGUGGCCCAACGAGAACCCACGUGUGGACCCUCAUGGUCCGCGGAUCCAAGAGCGGGGAGAAAUGCAUGUUGACAAGCUACAGAAUUUUGAUGAGCCCUCUGUGCCCCCCCCCUCCCCUCCGUGCCCCCCCCCCCCCACAACCAAUCCCACACAUAACAUCAUCUCGGCGUCCAAAGCAUUCAUCGCAUCUCGUCUCAAACCAGCGUCCCAACGUGACUGUUACCUGUAAAGUUUCGCUUUUAUUUUGUGUGCUAUUUAUAAAUGUGUACAGCUCUGUGUUUUGAGUAAAGUUCCCGACUUACAUGUUUCA